This is a messenger RNA of Pyricularia grisea, 946 nucleotides long. RefSeq lists its product as uncharacterized. Gene Ontology annotation, cellular component: U5 snRNP; spliceosomal tri-snRNP complex; SMN-Sm protein complex. The coding region runs from base 112 to 471 and encodes 119 amino acids. NCBI's taxonomy places the organism in Eukaryota, Fungi, Ascomycota, Sordariomycetes, Magnaporthales, Pyriculariaceae. Gene Ontology annotation, molecular function: RNA binding. Gene Ontology annotation, biological process: spliceosomal snRNP assembly; RNA processing. The record is from RefSeq and is a predicted model, not a curated record. The transcript has 3 exons.
AGAACCCGCCGCACGGCAGGGCUGCUAGCUUCGCGCCGCGACUUGAACCCCCCCUUCAACCCGUCGAGUCGAGCAGCACUGGCAAGAGACCGACGGCCAUAAACCGUAAAUAUGACUUCCACAAUCGGCAUCCCGAUCAAGCUCCUCAACGAGGCUCAGGGCCAUAUCAUCACCCUCGAGAUCACCACCGGCCAGACCUACCGCGGCAAGCUAAUAGAUGCCGAAGACAACAUGAACAUCCAGCUCCGCGACAUCACCGUGACGGCGCGCGACGGUCGCGUCAGCCACCUGGACCAGGUCUACAUCCGCGGCAGCCACGUGCGCUUCUUCAUCGUCCCGGACAUGCUGCGCAACGCCCCCAUGUUCCGCAGCCGCAACGUGCGCGGCCGCGGUGUCGGUCUCGCCAGAGGUCGCGCCACCGUCAACAGGGCGCGUGGCGGCGGUGGAAGGGGAGGCAGGGGCGAUAGGUGAUUUUUUUUUUCGUUCUUUUUGUUUACUUCUUCUUUCUUUGGUUUGAUAGAGAAACACAAAAAAGAUGGGGGACAAACAAGAAGAAAGACCAAAAAAGGGCCCCAUUUCCUCGGUAUUCUUAACGAUAAUGACGAUUUUUCAACAUGGCGCCCCGGGUCGAUUUUGGGUCAUCAUGUGCCUGCCAACAAACUGUUUCAAGAAAGGUGUGGCAUAUCAUCGUUUGGUUUGGCCUGUGGUGACGGACGGAUAAGGCUUGGCUGUUCGGCAUAUACAAAAAGUCUAGAUUGGCAUAUGAGCUGCUGCCAUUGUUUGGGGUUCGGGGAAUUCUCGCAUGCCGUUUUUCGUGCUCAUUUGGGGUUGAGAUAUGUCCCUCGGGCGUUAUAGUUGUUUAAAUGGCUCGUCGCCAGAGUCGUAGCUUGUUCUCGAUACCCAGGUACUCAAAAAUGAAGAAAAAUAAAGGCUACCCAACAACAGC